This is a messenger RNA of Cyprinus carpio (common carp), 812 nucleotides long. Its product is annotated as acyl-CoA-binding protein-like. Gene Ontology annotation, molecular function: fatty-acyl-CoA binding. Gene Ontology annotation, biological process: fatty acid metabolic process. NCBI's taxonomy places the organism in Eukaryota, Metazoa, Chordata, Actinopteri, Cypriniformes, Cyprinidae. The record is from RefSeq and is a predicted model, not a curated record.
CAUGCUCCAGCAGCCAAUGGAGUGCAAGGGGGCGUGGCUACGGGCGUGACAGCCGAUACAACGGCAAUCGUCGGAGCGUCGCGCUGCCACUGUUACAGCAGUCUUCAAGCACACAAUUGUGACAGACUGAAACAUCUACAACCAUGUCUGAGGCUGAGUUUCAGAAAGCAGCAGAGGAGGUCAAACAGCUGAAAACGAAACCGACGGAUGCUGAGGUGCUGGACAUUUACGGUCUGUAUAAACAAGCCACCCUAGGAGAUGUCAACACAGCUCGACCGGGUAUGUUCGAUUUCACUGGCAAGACCAAAUGGGAUGCCUGGGAUGCCAAGAAAGGUAUGAGUAAGGAUGAUGCUGUGAAAGCUUACAUCGCAAAGGUAGAGGAGCUGAAGGGGAAAUACGGAAUCUAAUAUCAUCAUGGCCAGCCUGCCUUUACCUGUACUGUCCUCUUAUAUAACACCUUAAGGCCUCCAGUGUGUCCUGUCACAAGGGUGUUACGGUUACAUUGUAUCACACAGACUCGGUUCUGUGUGAGAGAAUAAGCACAUUCCUCUCAGGCCAAGAGAAAUCGUCCACCAGCAACCACGUAGUGAAAAGCACAAAUGAAUUCAAAUUUCUACAAUGCCAUUAUCACUUUUUCUAAAACCAUGUUUGCUUUGUGUUUUCGUACAAACACUGACUAAGAAAAACAUGUUGGAUUUCCCUCAAAAACUUUGAUGUUUGACUUUUUUUUAUUUUUUUUAAGUAAGACCCCAUGAAAGAUUUUGUGAUUUUUAAAAAAUAACCUGAUCGAGUAAUUAAAUGGAUUUACUGUA